CGUUGUAGCUUCAUUCAAUAACUUCUGAAAUUAGUCGUAUUAUAAUGGCUGGUUGUGUGUUUGUUAUUAUUAAAAUCCGGCUUGCUAUUUGCAUGUCUGGUGAUAUUUAAGUGACCUAUCUGCUUAUUUGUGACAGGAAAAGUGUUAAUUGAACAUGGCUAAAGUCGAGCCGCCUAUGUUCAUAUUGCCGAAGAAACGUAACGGCAAGAAACAGAAUACAAUAGCCAGCCAUGUCGACCACAUAAUUACUGUACAGGGUGCAGCUGAUGAACCGCAAACCAAAUACAAGAAUGGUUUGUCACCAGUAUCUGAGCAUGUGAAUGGGAUCAUACACUCAACCAUGGAGGGGUUGAAAUCCAACAUGAAAAUCAACCUUCCAAUCAUCAAUGAUGUUACUGAUGAAGACUUCAAUGACUGUAAUGGAGACUCUGACCCACAAAAGAUCCAGAAAAACGGAUAUCAGGCUUUGUCCACUUUAAACAACAGCCGCGAGAUAAUAGAUUUGUCUCCGAUAUAUGAAAACUCAUCUGAUGCCUGCUCUAGUCAUGGAGACUUGAGAGAUGGGAAUGACAGUGACAUACAGAAGAGUCUUAAAGUUCUGAACUCAGACCAGAAUGAAAGCUCCUCAGCCACUCCAAAUAGCUUGUCCCAAACACAAUCUGAGAACAGCUUUGAAAUGGGCAACAUGACUGAUAGCCUUAAGAACAGUGCCAAAAGGAAAAAACGAGUCAAUAUUGUCCCUGGGAUCAUGGAGUCUGAAAACACAGACACUGAAAUAACUGCUCUACGCAUGGAAUCAGAGGGUUCAAUUUCCCCUGAAUGCUCUUUGACUGAUAACUCUAGAGAUGGGUACUUGACUAUGACGGGAACAAUAAAGAGAGGAAAAAAGAAGGGGCAGAAUGUUGAUGUCAAACUCAAUAUAUCACGAGAGGAGCUGGAGAUUAUUGAGGCUGCAAUUGUAGCUGAAGAGUACAACAAGAUGGACAUCUCUAAAUGCUCACUGUACAACGGUCCACACAUAUUCCUCUUCAGUCUGAUCUGCAUACCGUUUGUUGCAUGUAUCUCAGCUUUGUACUCCUUCUAUAUGGGGACAAUGGCUUGGUACAAUGUCUUUUCUCAUGUAACUGAGAACUUCAACUGGAUUAAGAAGGCAGUGCUGGCUCCAAUCGUGAUUUUGGCCUACCCGUUUUUGAUAGUAAUUUUUACUAUGGGGUUAGGGCUGUAUGCUGGUAUAGUGCAGCUUACGUUCAGUGCUGCCAACUGGUGGAAGGAUGUGUGCGAUUUUGAGAAAGGGUUCUACGGCUGGCUCUGUAACACACUGGGUAUGUCUGAAUGCAGUCCCUAA
Trichoplusia ni (cabbage looper) is the source of this 1345-nucleotide messenger RNA. Its product is annotated as transmembrane protein 169-like. The transcript has 2 exons. NCBI's taxonomy places the organism in Eukaryota, Metazoa, Arthropoda, Insecta, Lepidoptera, Noctuidae. The record is from RefSeq and is a predicted model, not a curated record. The coding region runs from base 155 to 1345 and encodes 396 amino acids.